Messenger RNA from Exophiala mesophila, 1494 nucleotides. RefSeq lists its product as uncharacterized. The transcript is spliced from 3 exons. The coding region runs from base 433 to 1191 and encodes 252 amino acids. Lineage: Eukaryota; Fungi; Ascomycota; Eurotiomycetes; Chaetothyriales; Herpotrichiellaceae. The record is from RefSeq and is a predicted model, not a curated record.
UUUAUAAUGGCCAUUUGAGGAUAUGAUCAACCAUGCUGCCUCGCCUCAUUUUGAUCCCCACCCGGGGGUCGAGGGGCCAGUGAGGCGGAUCGUCCGACGGUGCAAAGUGAUGCUGUACCUUACCUUGGCUGUAUGUAUGUAUGCCUCACCCAUGCAUUCGGGAAGUUUGGCGCUCGACAGGCGUCUUUGACCCUGAGAUAUACAGAUAUACAGUACAACUCUACAACUCCCAGGAUAUUGCACCAACCUGGUUGGUGGUCUAAGGCCGAGGCCCAUCGGCCCGUUCGGUCGCACGGGCGAAGGCAAAAGGUGAUCCAAAGAGAGCAAAGAGAGGGGCAGAGGGGGGAAUAUCGGUCUUUUCCCCAACACGAACUCACCUAGGUGCACAGUACCUUGUGUAACUGGACACUGGCACGCUGACCUUGUGGUUGAAUGUGGUGGUGCCGCGAAAGUAGAGAAAUCCCAGAGACUCUCAGACUUGGAUUGGUCAUCACUUCUCACUGUGUCAACUGCAGCCAGCCAGCCAUAACCCCAACGUCGAUGAUUUGGAGGACCACACACCAAGUGCAUCACACUUGUAAUCGCAUCACCAUUACGCGGCUAUCCCCCCAUUCCCCCAUUCGAUUCUCCAGACCUGCGACAAUUUCCCACAUCAUGAGUGACUUCCCCCCGGCAGAGUUGAAGGCGGCGGCCGAGCAAGUGGCGGCGCUGCUUCGUGAGCGCAACGAGACCAUCUCGGUGGCUGAAACAGCCGCGGGCGGACUCAUCUCAGCGGCUCUUUUGUCGACUCCUGGUGCCUCUCGUGUCUACAAGGGCGGUCUCACGCUCUACACAUUGGAAUCCCGAAUCGCUUUUGCUGGUUGGACCCAGGCAAACGUGGACAAGUACGAUGGGCCGACCCCAGACUUGGUCGCUGGCCUCGCGUCGCACGUUCGUCAAACCCUCCAUUCGACUUAUGCCGUUGGUGAGAGUGGCACCGCAGGUCCUACCGCUAGUGGUAAAUCUCGCAACAGACAACCUGGCUAUGUCGCUGUGGCCGUGGUGGGAGAUAAGGGCGAGUUGAGUCGGGACUUUGACACGGGCUUGGGCAACGAUCGACAGGCUAACAUGGUAGCUUUUGCGGUGGGAGCUUUGAAAGUGGUUCACGAGUUCAUCACCAGUGGCUCUGCAGACAGAGGAGACAAGCUGUGACGACGGGUGUCUGAUUGAAGGUCUCGAGAAACGCACUCCAUCCAGAAGAUCCAUUCAGAGAACUCAAGACGGGCAUGGGACACGACGUACACAUGCACAACCAUGUAGCAUUGUCAUGGUAGCAUGCAUGCCUGUUGGUUUGGUCGCACUUACUGCACGGGGUCCAGCCUUCCAAAGAGUCCAGAGUCCCUUGAUCAAAGACCCCCUGAACUAGAUAACAGUAGUGCCCACCACACAUGGUCACCGGUUGACUCGAAUCUCAGAUUGACCACCUUUUGAUGGUUCUUAGACCGCACCAUGCUC